Molecule: messenger RNA, 1503 nt
Organism: Nerophis ophidion (straightnose pipefish)
Lineage: Eukaryota; Metazoa; Chordata; Actinopteri; Syngnathiformes; Syngnathidae
Product: retinal cone rhodopsin-sensitive cGMP 3',5'-cyclic phosphodiesterase subunit gamma-like
Exons: 3
Coding region: 141-368 (75 amino acids)
Biological process (GO): positive regulation of G protein-coupled receptor signaling pathway; positive regulation of epidermal growth factor receptor signaling pathway; visual perception
Cellular component (GO): photoreceptor outer segment membrane
Molecular function (GO): cGMP binding; 3',5'-cyclic-nucleotide phosphodiesterase activity
Source: RefSeq, a predicted model, not a curated record
GGCCAAUUAGAGGUGCAGGGUGAGAACACGCACCUGCCCAGGGAUUAGCAGGGCCGCUAUAAAAGGGACCGGAGAGGGACCGGAGACAACAAAAAGUCAAGAAAGAAGUGAGAAAAAGCUCAGCAUCCGCAGGAAAGAAAAUGUCCGACACUGCAGUUGCAGCCCCCGUGGACAAGAAGGGCCCCCCCAAGUUCAAGCAGAGGACCGCACGCACCUUCAAGAGCAAGGCCCCCAAACCUGGCCAGAAGGGGUUUGGGGACGACAUCCCCGGCAUGGAGGGUCUGGGCACAGACAUCACAGUGGUGUGUCCCUGGGAGGCCUUUGGGGACAUGGAGCUCAGUGACCUGGCCAAGUAUGGAAUUGUCUAGAAGGAAUCUAGAAGGAUUGUAGAAAGAAUAUCCACGCGUGUUUCUGCCAUGGACCACCUCAAACAUGUCCUCUGCUCCAACCCUGCACUACCUCCACCGACCCACAUCCCCACCGCACCACCCGAUGGUUGAUGUCCGCCACUCUGACCACUCAUGCAGACUUUGUGUACUCUACAUACUGUACAUCUUCUACUAUACAUGAAUACUUCAUUAUUAUUGUACCUUGUGAUAUUUAUACAUAAUAUUGUACUGUAUAUUACUACUUCAAUAUUAUAGUACUCUAUGAUAUUGAUGGAUACAUAUUAAAGUACUGUAUGAUAUUGAUGGAUACAUAUUAUAGUACUGUAUGAUAAUACAGUACUUCUUCUAUCUUAUCUGGGGGACCAUUUCACUUACCACCAUCCUUAAAUGGAUAUUCACUACUGUUGUACUUGUAAUAUGGUAUUGUGAAUAAACUCAACUUCAAACUACAUGAAUAUUAUAGUACUGUAUGAUAUUGAUGAAUACAUAUGUACUAUAGUACUUAAAAAUAUUUAUACAAGAAUAUUAUAGCGCUGUAUAAUAUUAUUUCAUGACUAUAAUAGUAUUGUAGCUGAGAUAGGCGCCAGCGCCCCCCGCGACCCCAAAAGGGAAUAAGCGGUAGAAAAUGGAUGGAUGGAUGGAUAUUAUAGUACUGUAUAAUAUUGCUACAUGAAUAUUAUAGUGCUGUACAAUAUUGAUACAUGACCAAUAAAAUACUGUAUAAUAUUGAUACAUGACUAUUAUAGUACUGUAUAUAGCAUAAGAUCAUCAUCACAUGAUCAUUUUGGACCAGGGUUGCCUCCCGAACCCUCUCCUCUUCUUCCCGCCUUUAUCGCCGCAUGACCCCUGACCCCUGACCUCCUUGGACCCACGACUUCCUGUACAGAUGUUUGCGAAAGAUACAUUUCUAUUUUUUAUUAGCGACUCCAUGAAUGAAUGUCAGACGUCAAAGUUUGGUGUUCCCUGAAACCAUGUUGGUGUUUCUGUCACCUGCCGCAAAUAUUACAUGAUUGAUUAUGAUUAAUGAUUAUUAACGAUGAAAUAUUACCAGACGACCACUUCGAGGUGUCACACCACUCACUCGUCUUUCUGCUGAAUUAAAAGGGAAAGUGCA